Sciurus carolinensis (gray squirrel) is the source of this 3640-nucleotide messenger RNA. RefSeq names its product 5'-nucleotidase ecto (gene Nt5e). Gene Ontology annotation, molecular function: metal ion binding; 5'-nucleotidase activity; nucleotide binding. Gene Ontology annotation, cellular component: plasma membrane. Lineage: Eukaryota; Metazoa; Chordata; Mammalia; Rodentia; Sciuridae. Gene Ontology annotation, biological process: AMP catabolic process. The record is from RefSeq and is a predicted model, not a curated record. Bases 80 to 1732 code for a protein of 550 amino acids. The transcript has 10 exons.
CCGGCCCCGGCAGCUGCCCUGCACUCGCCGGCACUCGCCCGGCCAGCCCGCACUCCCGCCAGCUCCACACGCCGCAGCCAUGGGUCCCCCAGCUGCGCUAGCGCCGGCGCUGCUGCUCCUCGCGCUGGACGCACUGCUGUGGCCCGCAGCUAGCGCCUGGGAGCUCACCAUCCUGCACACCAAUGACGUGCACAGCCGGCUAGAGCAGACCAGCGAGGACUCUGGCAAAUGCCGAAACGCCAGCCUCUGUGUGGGCGGCGUGGCGAGGCUCUUCACCAAGGUGCAGCAGAUCCGCCAAGCCGAACCUAACGUGCUACUGCUGGACGCCGGCGACCAGUACCAGGGCACCAUCUGGUUCACUGUGUACAAGGGCUCCGAGGUGGCGCACUUUAUGAACGCUCUGCGCUACGAUGCCAUGGCACUUGGAAACCAUGAAUUUGAUAAUGGUGUAGAAGGACUAAUGGAUCCACUCCUCAAGGAGGUCAAAUUUCCAAUUCUGAGUGCAAACAUUAAGGCAAAAGGGCCACUGGCAUCUCAAAUAUCAGGACUCUAUUUUCCAUAUAAAAUACUUUCUGUUGGUGGUGAAUCCGUGGGAAUUGUUGGAUACACUUCAAAAGAAACCCCUUUUCUUUCAAAUCCAGGAACAAAUUUAGUAUUUGAAGAUGAAAUCACUGCAUUGCAACCUGAAGUAGAUAAGCUAAAAACUCUAAAUGUGAACAAAAUUAUUGCGCUGGGGCAUUCUGGUUUUGAAAUGGAUAAACUCAUCGCUCAGAAAGUGAAGGGUGUGGAUGUCGUGGUGGGAGGACACUCCAAUACCUUUCUCUACACAGGUCCUGCACCUUCUACAGAGGUGCCUGUUGGGAAAUACCCAUUUAUAGUCACCUCUGAUGAUGGGCGGAAGGUUCCUGUGGUCCAGGCCUAUGCUUUUGGCAAAUACUUAGGCUAUUUAAAGGUUGAGUUUGAUGAAAAGGGAAAUGUCAUCACUUCACAUGGAAAUCCCAUUCUUCUAAACAGCAGCAUUCCUGAAGAUGCAAGCAUAAAAGCAGACAUUAACAAAUGGAGGAUAAAAUUGGAUAAUUAUUCUACCCAAGAAUUGGGAAAAACAAUUGUCUAUCUGGAUGGCUCCACUCCAUCAUGCCGCUUUAAAGAGUGCAACAUGGGCAACUUGAUCUGUGAUGCUAUGAUUAACAACAACCUUAGACACCCAGAUGAAAUGUUCUGGAACCAUGUGUCCAUGUGCAUUUUAAAUGGAGGUGGCAUCCGGUCACCCAUUGAUGAGCAGAACAAUGGUACGAUUACUUGGGAGAACCUGGCUGCUGUGUUGCCCUUUGGAGGCACAUUUGACCUGGUUCAAUUAAAAGGUUCCACCCUGAAGAAGGCUUUUGAGCACAGCGUGUAUCGAUAUGGCCAAUCCACAGGAGAGUUCCUGCAGGUGGGCGGAAUCCAUGUGGUAUAUGAUCUUUCCCGAAAACCCGGAGACAGAGUGGUCCAAUUAGAUGUUCUUUGCACUAAGUGUCGAGUGCCCAGUUAUGAACCUCUUAAAAUGGAUGAGGUAUAUAAGGUGACCCUCCCAAGUUACUUGGCCAAUGGUGGAGAUGGAUUUCAGAUGAUAAAAGAUGAAUUAUUGAAACAUGACUCUGAAAUGAAACCUCCAUCAUCCCAUCAUGAAUUCUGUGAAAAUAAUUUUGAGCAGGUGACCAAGAUAUCAACGUGGUUUCUCAAUACAUCUUAAAAAUGAAAGUAAUUUAUCCAGCAGUUGAAGGUCGGAUCAAGUUUUCUGCAGGAAGUCAUUGCCAUGGAAGUUCUUCUUUAAUAUUUCUUUCAUUUUUGGCAGUGAUCCUUGUUUUAUACCAAUAGUCAAAAAAUCUCCUGGCCAUUAAUGUGAAACUGCAUUUUUUUCUGAGUGAGAUUCAGACCUGCCUCUUAGGAUCUGGCUUUAUGAUAGCACAGACCUACCCACAGGCUCCUAGAAGCUGAAACUUAGGGAGCAUUGUGAAUGCAGAGACUGACAUUAUCACUCAGGAUCAGCAACUUAGUGAACAGAUAGAGAAAUAAAAAUAAAUAAAUAAAUAAAUAGGGCCUUACCAGGAGGAAGCUAACCAUACUUAGUAACAUAUCCAAAUUUUAAUAAAAAUGUAAACUAUAGAACUUUAAACCAUAAAAAUUAUUUUUUCCUAUAUUUCCAUUCUAGUCCAUCCAACUUAUGUUUACGUGUAACUUAACCAUUUACAGGGGGUUUUAAACAUAUCGUCUCAUUUAAUGCCCACAACUUUCUUUGGUGGGUUUUCCCCAUUUAACAGAUGAGGAAACAGAAGCUCAGAAAAGGGUUGACUUGAUCUAGGCAACACAGCUAAGGGACAGACCCAAGACCCGGACCUAGGUCUUUUGCCCUGAAGCCCAAUAAUCUUUCAAGUACAUCAAGUUGCUGUUCAGACUGAUACUUAAUAGUCUCCUCUUUCUAACUAUCAAUGGCCCAAAGCUCACGGACAAGUCUUUAGCAUAUUUCUGGUCUCCACCAGCCCCACCCCCUAUUUUGGCUCCUGUAGUAGCAGGUUCAACGGAGUAAACACAGGAUAGCAUUCUCUCUCAUCACUAUGUGCUUUUGAUAAGUCAGCAAACUGUGAAGCAGGUAAUGGGAAAGGCCAGAGGUUUCAAAAGGCAGUCAAGGGACAGGUGAGAGAGGGUAGAGAAGAACAGGAUGCCAAGACUGACUUAGAUUACAGAAGAGAAAGAACUUUAUAAAGUGCAUUUAGAUGAUAGAAAAUAUUUGCUAGGGAGGAGCAGCAUGGUGCGUGACACAUAGUAUUAGCUGUUGUUAAUUCUAUGAGAUUCCAUUAGCUCUGUGCUCUUUUCCUUCCUUCCUCUUAACAUGAGGGUGUCAUGAGAAGAGAACUUUCUAAAAUGAACUAAUUCUAAACCUGCACCUCCCCAAGAUACUUGCACUGUACUUUCUCUACUCACACUACAUACAUUAUGGAAAAUCCAGAGUUCUAGAAGACGACUGAUUUUAAAAGUUGUGUACACAAGAUGUUUGAAGUCACUCGCCUCAAAAUCCAAUCAAUCGCUGUAAGUCACUCUCAAGUCCAGGUAUGAGAAUACCUGCAGUUAGUUGGCCCCAGAGUGGAUGCUCAGCAAAUAACUAGACUAAUGAAAGAUUUAUACCCAAAGAACAAACACCUGCUUAAGGUGGUAGUGGGAGCAGGUGAGUCUGCUCAGCAUAGCAUUGUUAAUUCAAGCAAUGGGAGCCUUCACCUUAAAAAUAGUGAGCAAAGGACAGCUGGACACUUGGAGAGGGAGUAUGUUUGCUUCUCAGUGUUUACAAAUAUCAAGUACUUUUGAUAAAAAAUAUACUUUCAAACUUUAUAACCUUUUUAUAAUGGUUGCUGCAGUAAAAAUGCCCUCAGUUCUUCGCAUAAAAGAUUAGCUAUAAAUAAAUAUCAAUAAGAAUGUACAAAAUAUUAGAAAGGUACAUUUGGGGUAUAAAUUUUAUGCUUGGCCAGUAAACUAGGAUAAACCUUACUUAAAGCACAUUUUUUUAAAGAACAUUUUUAUAAGUUUUCUAAAUAUGUGUAUAUGUGUUGUGCAGUGGUAUGAGAAAUGACUUUGGAUCACUUUUUAACUGUAGAUUCCAAACAAUAAA